UGAAGGCAGCGUCGGCGGCUUUUCUUUGCUUUUCUCUUCUCGCAAUCUGCCCUCUGCCUCGCGCGCUGAGCUCUAUACUUCGCAGCUACAGCCUGAGAGGCGCACUCCAGUCGACUCCAGCGAGAUAAAUACAGACACGCCACAGGUGGCUAACGGGCGCCUCACAGCUUGACCUCUUCGUCGACGACGACGAACACGCCCUCCCCACAUGGACCCGCUCUCAAUCGGUGGCGAGUCACCCGCCGCCCGCCAGUCGAUUCUUGGCUCUUUCCUCCGCCCACGACCCCGCGGCACGUCGCAGUCGCAUCCCUCGCCGCCAGCCGACGCCAGCAGGGAGUCACCGCCCCCCGUCGUCCCGCCCGCCGAGGGAGCACGCCGUCGAAACGCCCCCGGCCUCCAGCCAUCCUCGUCCCAGGCAGGUCUGUCGCAGAUGCUGCGCCGCAGACGAUCAGCAGGGGCCCUCGCCUCGAACGCAACACCCCAGGGGGCGGCCGUCGCCCCUCGCCCGGCCACAUCCGCCAACUCACCAACGCACCGGAUCCGCCUCGUCCCGCACCUCGCAUCCCGAUCGUCCCUCCGGUUCGAGCCCAUCUGCAGAGACGUGCGCGAGGGCGACCCGCCGCUGCGGAUCGGGCGGUUCACGGAUCGGUCAGGACUGGGACUGGCCGCGGCGAACGCACUCGGGUCGAACAAGCUCGCGUUCAAGUCCAAGGUCGUCUCGCGCGCGCACGCGGAGAUCUGGACGGAGGCGGGCGGGCGGUUCCUCAUCAAAGACACGAAGAGCAGCUCGGGCACGUUCCUCAACCACGUCCGGCUGUCGCCUGCGAACACGGAGAGCCGCCCGGCCGAGCUGCGCGAUGGCGACAUUCUGCAGCUGGGGGUGGACUACCAAGGCGGGAACGAGGACAUAUACAAGUGCGUGAAGAUCAAGAUUGAGAUGGGCCGCGAAUGGCAGGCGCAUGCUAAUCCGUUCAACGCAAAUGCCCUGAAGCAACUCAAGGCAAUCUCCUUACCCAACAACACAACAUCAAAGAAGACGCUCCCAAAGUCGUCGCUCCCGGACUGCUGCAUCUGCCUGUUUGCGGUGACGAUUCACCAGGCGCUGUUCAUCGCGCCGUGUUCGCACGCGUUCCACUUCAAGUGCAUCCGGCCGCUGCUCGAGACGCACCACCCCGCGUUCUCGUGCCCGCUCUGCCGCACGUUCGCGAACCUCGAGGAGGACGUCGAGGUCGAGAUCGAGGGGAGCGUCUUCAGCGGGGACGACGAUGCUGACGGGGACGCCUCCGUCGUCGUCGCAGCCGUCGUGGCCACCAUCGCGGACCGGCCGGCCACGGGCGACAGCCACCACUCCUCGCACUCUCGCUCGCGCGAGCGCGACCGGGACCCCGGCGCGGAGACGGAGGUGGAGGCGGAGCCGCGCCCGAUGCGCGGGCGGGUGAUGCACCACUUCGCGGAUGCGGACGUCGACAUGGCGGAUGCGGACGGGAUCGCGCUGCCGCCGCUGCCCGAGGGCUCGCCGCUGAUGGUCGCGCGCGCGUGGACGGCGGUGAACGGGGAGAGGGACGGGAGCGUGUCGCCGGUGCCGGUGCCGGGCCCCGCGAGCAUGGCGAUGGAGGUGUCGGAGGGCGAGGAGGACGGCGGGGAUGGCUCGGGUAGCGGAGAGGGCUCGAGCGAGGUCAUGGUCGGCGGGACACUGGGCGAGGGGCACAAGCGCAAGCGAUGAUCCACGCGCGUGCACUGGAUGUAUAGUUAAUGGUCUACGAUUACGGAUUACGGUGCGUGCGUGGUGUAAUUUAUCUUCGUUGGUCUGGAGGCUUAUAUGCGGCGCGCGCAGAUGUCAAG
Molecule: messenger RNA, 1842 nt
Organism: Rhodofomes roseus
Lineage: Eukaryota; Fungi; Basidiomycota; Agaricomycetes; Polyporales; Fomitopsidaceae
Product: SMAD/FHA domain-containing protein
Exons: 2
Coding region: 209-1723 (504 amino acids)
Biological process (GO): negative regulation of septation initiation signaling; protein ubiquitination; mitotic spindle assembly checkpoint signaling
Cellular component (GO): mitotic spindle pole body; cytosol; cell division site
Molecular function (GO): ubiquitin protein ligase activity; protein binding
Source: RefSeq, a predicted model, not a curated record